Seriola dumerili (greater amberjack) is the source of this 854-nucleotide messenger RNA. Its product is annotated as suppressor protein SRP40-like. The coding region runs from base 93 to 605 and encodes 170 amino acids. The transcript is spliced from 3 exons. The record is from RefSeq and is a predicted model, not a curated record. NCBI's taxonomy places the organism in Eukaryota, Metazoa, Chordata, Actinopteri, Carangiformes, Carangidae.
GCAGUGAUCACAGCUGCACACAAUCCCAUUGCUCUAUCCCCGAUUUUAAACAGUUACAAAGGAGGUCCUACAAAAAACUCACAGGAGGAGAGAUGAAGCUUCUGACAGCCGCCCUCACCAUCAUUUAUCUUACAACAGCGUCAGCUAGGCCGAACCGUUGGGGCAUGCAUCAUCGUGAUGCCAACAUCGCUCUCAGUGGCUUCAAACAGGAAUGGCAGGAUUUGAACAGGUUUCGGCAGUCCAGUGAAUCCAGCUACUCUUCCUCUGACUCCUCUGACUCCUCUGACUCCUCUGAGUCAUCUGAAUCUAGUGAUUCUUCAGAGGGUCGAUCUUCUGAGGAAUCAUCAGAGGAAGUCACCGUUCAGACCACCCCACCUGCGACAACUGUUGCCAUGACAACUGCUGCCGUGACCACCCCUGCCAUUACAAAUGUCACUGUGGAAGAGAGGAAUACGCUCACCCCUGAACCAGACCUGGUGGUCACAGACAAGCCGAUUGUGACAGAGACCACGCCUAUUGUCGCAUCAACCAGCGAUGUGCCUCACUGUUUUACCGAGGAGAUUCUAACACCACCUCCCGUCACAGACAACCGAGGAGACAACUAACAAACUGUCAUUCCUGGUAACCAACUGCAAUUUUACAUCUUACUGUAAUUGUUAAACAUCAGUGGGCUGAAUGGGGCUUUAUCAGCUUGGGAAGCAAAGGUUAACAUCUGCGUAGAGAUACUCAGUAAGACUGGUUUGAAUCCAGGAUAUAGGGUGGUAAACUCUUGUAAAAGAUAAUCUCAUAGCUAAAUCACGAGUUUUAACAUCUGAUUAUUUUGGAAGUUUAAAUUUCUUGAAAUCUAUGUUUGC